Messenger RNA from Ostertagia ostertagi, 546 nucleotides. NCBI's taxonomy places the organism in Eukaryota, Metazoa, Nematoda, Chromadorea, Rhabditida, Trichostrongylidae. The record is from the annotation of a GenBank genome assembly.
AAUUCGGGUAGCCCCACUCAGCUAGUGGCGAAUUUUGUCACAAUUGAGCAGUGCCCGGAACUUGUUGUGUGUCAGUACCAUGUCGAAUUCAAACCCGACAUCGACUCAAAAAACUUUCGGCACGCUAUUCUCAAACAGAAGAGCAUCCAGGAUGAAAUAGGGAACGCCUUCAUUUUCGACGGAAUGAUUCUAUACAUAGUAAGCAGCUACAAUUAUGAGGGAAAGUAUUCCGCUGUCCAUCCAAGCACAGAGCAACCAGUCACUGUUUCACUCAAGGCAUCUGUGCGAUUCAGUCAGAAUGAUUCGCAAACUAUAAAUUGCUACAAUAUCAUUAUCCGCAGUUGCCUUGACAUGGUCGGACUGAAACGCUUGGGUCGGAAUCAUUUCUAUGAGAAGCAGAAAAGCAAGCUUCGUGACUACAACAUGGAAGUGUGGCCAGGAUUUGAGACUGCCGUCCGCCAAUACGAGGAUCAACUGAUGCUCUGUAUUGAAAACCGUUUCAAAAUGAUUCGAACUGAAUCAGUGUGGGACGUGGUGAGUUUCUGA